Molecule: messenger RNA, 2577 nt
Organism: Mycena citricolor
Lineage: Eukaryota; Fungi; Basidiomycota; Agaricomycetes; Agaricales; Mycenaceae
Source: the annotation of a GenBank genome assembly
CGGGCGGGUCCGGAAACAUUUUGACCUCGACUCUCUUCACCACUCUCCUUAUUGAGUACUAGGCGCGCCGCCCGUCGAGUUCACUGAGAGCCAGAAGAUGCAAUGCGUCUUCUGCGCUUCCAUGCCACUUUCGAGCUCUGUCCUCCGACAAAAAUCUGAUCACAUUCCCAUGCACGGAUACCAGCCACUACUCGUCGCGCCACCUCCAUCUUGCAUCGAGUUCCCUUGCCAUUCUGCAUGCUACCAUGCACUUUCAUCAUUGAACAUUCAUGCCUCCUCAGCCAGCUCGCUCUUUUUCCGUGGCCGAGAACGCCUCUCCCAGUUAUAGAUCGACAAUUAGAAGUCGUCUCAUCUGUCGACGGGCUUGUGCUCGUUGCUCUCAUCCGUCUCGCUGUGCUUCACUUUCUUCGAAAAUAACCGCUUCGAAAAUAACUGCUUCGAAAAUAAACGCAGACUGUUCCUACCACACUUGCCUAGAAGGUGCCAGACUCGCGACGUUUUUCAAAUGUCUCAAGAUCCUAUUCGCAGCCCUCGAGCACUUGAUUUUGCAGCAGCGUCGUGACGCAAGUCAUCUGAUGAGAGCGCCAGAGUGGCGUCCAAAAUCACGCGAUCUUCGCGUCUCGUCCGAGCUGUCGGGCGUGCGGGCCAGCAGGCAGCGGUGACACUGACACGAUCAUCAUCCGCGCGGUCCUCCGCGAUCUUCAGGGCCCACUGGGUUGUUCUAUGUGUAGUGUGCGAUCCUGUGCGAUCACCUUACACCAUCAGCUUCUGCGCGGCGGCGGAGAUCUCGCCUUGAAGAAUGGGGCGGAUGACUCGCAUGAUGCAUCAUCACGUACGCUCUCUCGCUGUUUCAUCUGUCAUCAUUGUCGUCAGGCCUGAGCUCAGCAUACGAGAGUAGCAGCGCUGACUGACUGGCUGGCUGACAAGGCCGGCGCAGUCACGACCGUGGCUGCGGUUGUCGAUUCCGUAUCCUCUGUGCGAGCUGGUUAUGUUGCCCUACGUUCUGGAUGUCGCUGUCCGCAUAUUGGGCUCUCAUUCCCCCAGUGCAGAGAAUGUCUCGAAGUUAUUACGAUAGAGCAGAUUUGGCGCGCGGAUCAGACUCAUGACCAGAAUUAAUUUCGCGCUGGCACGAGCAAAAGCAAACGACCGCUUUGGAAGACGACUGAAAGAGUAGACUAAUAAUAUACUUGUUGCAUAAACCUGGUCUCAUCUGCGCACAAUGAGAAAACAGGGCUUGUCAGCGCACAGUAGUCAAUCUCUGUGCUAGCCAGUUCCGACUUGGCACGUUCUUAGCACGGGGUCCUUUUAUUGCGAGUACAUGCAGCGCGGUGUUAAUUACGCGAGCUGAUCAUGAUGUCGUUGCCAAGAGCACCUAUGUGGGGAGGGAUAUGAUCGUCGGGAUAGCCGGUAUGAGCCCGUCCUGCUCUUUCUCAUUCUCUCUGCCGCCGCCGACUUGCACAUGGUCAAGAUCGUCACUGGACCGCCAGAAAACGUCUCGCACGAAGACAUCAUAUGGCUUGCGGGGCCACGCUUGGUGGGGUUGAUCCUCAACUGGUGUUUAUUGGGCGUUCUCUCGACACAAGUCUACAUCUUCCACCUUAAUUUCCCGAAGGAGCGCCGGUUUCUGAAAUGGAUGGUUUACACUGUGUACCUGCUGGACUGGGCGCAGACCUGCUCUGUCACGUAUGAUGCGCUCCAGUGGUUCGUGCUCGGAUGGGGCAGCAUCCCGGACCUGUACGAUCUCUGGAGCUCGUGGCUCAAUGUGCCUGUACUCUCGAGCACGAUCGCGGCGAUAGUCCAGGUGUACUAUGGCUGGAGACUAUACAUCUUAUCGGGAAGCCUCGCCCCGCUCAUCGUGACCACCGUGCUUUCAGUCGUCCAAUUAACCGGAGGAAUCAUGGUCGGAUUGCUGCUCACAUCCGAUGACACCGAGAUAUCGCGCUCGCCGGGUCUCGUCGCGGCUGUCGCUGUGCGGCUCGGGGGCAGCCUCGCAGUCGACACGUUCAUCGCAGGAUGCAUGACGUUCUUCGUGAGCUUUCCCGCGCGCCUUGGUGGACCUCCCAUUGACUCUGCCCAGCUGUUACGCAGUCGCGAGAAGUCCAGCCGCGAGAUGAAUGGUGUACUGACGCGCUUGAUCCGCCUGGUCGUCGAGACCGGGACCCUGACGGCCAUCGCCGCCGGCGUCGACCUGAUCUUCUUCCUCAGGGCGAAGAACGGGCUGCACCAAGUGCCCGGCGUCAUCCUGUGCAAGCUCUACUCGAACGCGCUGCUGGUGCUGUUCAACAACCGGCUGACAAUGCAGCGCGACACGCUCGUCGUGCAGGACCUGAACACCGUCGAAUUCAGCGGGACGGCGUGGAGCGGGACGGACAGCAACGACAUAUCGUCGCGCUUCUCCGCUGCUCCUGCGCGGCGCGGCGGGAAUCCGAAGCUGCGGACGAGCGACAGCUUUUAUGUGUAAAUCACAGCGUAUAUUGAUCCAUCCACACGUAUCUGACCGGCUGGUAUCUGAACUAAGUAUGUACAUGUCUGGGUUUUCAGAUUUUCUGAAUGUUCAUGUCCGAGUCUACGAGAAAA